AUGGUCACUAUUGUAUUUGAUCACCCAGCAGAUGACUUCCCAGACUUGAAGAUCGCUGGAGAAUUCACAAAGUGGGAAGGUGUGCCCAUGGAAAUUAAUGACGAUUCCGGAAAGUGGGAGUAUACAUUUGACAAAUCAUCGACAACUAAAUACGAAGAUAAGGUACAUUUUAAAUUUAUAGAUCACAAUGGCAACUGGUUUGCCGAUGACGAGUAUCCAAAGGAGAUUGACGAACACAGUAACGAAAAUAAUGUUACCACAUUGAAAAACAAAGAGAACGACACAAAUGAAGAAAGAGAAAACGAGGAGGAGGAUAAAGAUGCAGAAGAAAAAGAAAACGAAGAGGAUGAUAAAGAUGCAAAAGAAGAAGAAAACAAUGAGCAGAUUUUGUAUGACGAAGGCCCCGAGACGCCAAAUCCCUCUUUGAGAGAUGUUAAAACAACUGCUUCUUCUAAUUCAAGAAAUCCUCGAAGUGAACCUGUUCUUGCAGAAGAGGUUGUUACAAAAGAAGGAAAACAUGACGAUAGUGCACUUGAUAAUGCCCCACUAAACUCAAAAAUAGAAGUCAAUGAUCAACCUCCAACCCAGGUUCAACGGGUAGAAAUUCACAAACGUAAUGAAGAGCUGGACAAUUCUUUUGAAGGUAAUGAUAACACAAGAGUUAAUGAGGAUACAGACGUGACUGAUUCGCAAGGAUCGGAACAUGAGAUUGUCGAUUCAGACACUGAAAAUACAGACAUGUCCGAACAAGAAGAGAUACAAAAAAGAGAUAAACCAGGUGAUCAACCGGCGAAGUCAGUGGUCAGGGAAGGUGAUACACGUCCUCAAGACUAUGAAAGUAUCUUGGAAAAGUUGCUAGGAGCAUUAGGGCGUUUCUUUGGGUCAUGGUUCUCUUGGCUGACAACGGAUACGUCAAGUACGGAGACAGCUUAA
Messenger RNA from Saccharomyces eubayanus, 933 nucleotides. RefSeq names its product Uip4p (gene UIP4). NCBI's taxonomy places the organism in Eukaryota, Fungi, Ascomycota, Saccharomycetes, Saccharomycetales, Saccharomycetaceae. Bases 1 to 933 code for a protein of 310 amino acids. The transcript has a single exon. The record is from RefSeq and is a predicted model, not a curated record.